UAUCAGGGCUGGUGGGCAAGCCGAUAGUUGCUGUAUUCUUAAAAAUGGUGACAUAUUUACGGUUUCCAAUAUAGCAACUUGUCGAGACACCCAGGAAUUAAUGAUCAUCGGUCGAAAACUCGCAUUCGAAGAUAAUUUUUUUAAUAUUCCCUGCCCAUCAUUGGCUCUAGGAAUAUAUAAAAUGAAAAACAUUAGCAAUCAACAAUUAUCUUUACACCCGCUUAGUGAUAUUAUUAACAAAUGUGUAAAGCUCCCAUACAAAUCAUCAUUUGUUAUCUUUCCUUUUCUACAUACCAAUAACCACUGAAUUUGAGAAAAAAGUUUCUAAUAUUCAGAGAGAACGAUGGAUAAGAAUAAGAAGUAGUCACUUGUGUCUAUGAUAUGAAAAAAGUGCGCAUCUGUAUAUCCACGGGUCAUUUCGAUUCUAUUAUAUUAUUUGGUUAGUUUGUUUUGAUAAUCAUCGGUUGUGUUAUUCAAUAUAAUUUUUUUCAUAAUUCAUGUAUUGAGUUAUAUAAUUUAUUUAGCUUUUGGUGAGAUAUGGACGCUGGACGAUACGUCGUGAUAGAAUUCCAUGACGGCGUCACUCUUGCUCCCGAAAAAUGGUUAACUCCUAGAAAAAAUCAUUGUUAUUGGCCUCCCUACAAAAGCAACUCGAGGACGACAAAAGCAGUCGAAAAUCAAGAGAAUGUUGCUGAAAAUUGGACCCUGCACGAUAUUAAGCAAAUAUUAACAUCGACAAAAACUUAUAAGCGUGGACAAGCGAAGUGUGUGGAAGCGUUACAAAUGUCCGAUAUCAAUACCGAUACAGAUGUCGAAAAGAUUACAACACAAAAAGGACAAAAACCACAAUCGUCUAUUAACAUCUCGCCUUUUCCUUCAUUCCCCUCCGAUGAACAAAUACAACCCACGGACCAUGAUAGCAAUACUAAUGCUAAUGCUCAUGACGAUAUUAACGAAGUAUCGGAAAAUAUGAUGGGACCAAGACGUACGGAUGCCGUGACAAAUAGCACCAAAAGAAAACGAGCUCGUGAUGAAAAUUUAUUUGAUGAGCCAAUUCGAGAAAAAAAGACCUUUGAAUUCGAUACCUAACAGUAGCUAUCGCAAUGAUAACAGCAACCAAACAAUUAUGCGAGCAUUGGCUAAUAUGGAUUUAAGAAUAGAAACUAUACUAGCGGAAGUUCGUGAUAUCGCACGCACGUUGUCAGCGAAUACAGCUGAUAAAGAAAUCGAAAAGACGGAAAGCCCGCUUCUAAAAGAUUAUCCUGUGGCAACUGAAGCUUUACUAACCAAAGUAGAGCAUCGUUUAUCGACUGAUCCAGAUUAUCUCAAUAAUUUAAUCAAAGACUUGGCUAUUUUUGUACAAGCUGACGUCAAAAGUACCGUCUCAAAACUGAUGCAGGAAAUUAUGUCCAACUCUGUUGCUGCCAAUUUCAGUUUCCAUGGAGCACAUAAGAAAAAAGCUUUCGCAAAGUUGAAAUUAUACAACGUUUUAUCGAGAGUCGUCCGAUUCCGGUUCAAAAACCCGGUUGUAACUAAUAAAGACAUUAAUGACCCCAUUAAGUCAUGGCUUCGCCAUGCUCCCGCCCGCUUGGCACGAGAACACAAAAAAGAUGCAGCUUCAAACAACGACGGAGGUCCCCUAGAAAUUGACGAUGCUGAAGCAGAAACCAAUGACAAUACUGAUUGAUAACCGAUGUGGUCAACGCAAAAGAAAUUUUUAAGAUGUUUUGUUUUCAUUCACAACAAACAAAUUCAUGUCUCUGACAUUUUUUUUAAUAACAAAGUGAUAUUCUAAAAUAGAACCAAUUUUAUGCCAAUUGUUAAUGUUCAAACGUAAUUCAAUACAACGUAAAUCGAAAAUAUA
This is a messenger RNA of Venturia canescens, 1864 nucleotides long. RefSeq lists its product as uncharacterized. The record is from RefSeq and is a predicted model, not a curated record. The transcript is spliced from 6 exons. Lineage: Eukaryota; Metazoa; Arthropoda; Insecta; Hymenoptera; Ichneumonidae. The coding region runs from base 1031 to 1687 and encodes 218 amino acids.